Talaromyces stipitatus ATCC 10500 is the source of this 1167-nucleotide messenger RNA. Its product is annotated as alanyl-tRNA synthetase, putative. Bases 193 to 1167 code for a protein of 324 amino acids. The record is from RefSeq and is a predicted model, not a curated record. Lineage: Eukaryota; Fungi; Ascomycota; Eurotiomycetes; Eurotiales; Trichocomaceae. Gene Ontology annotation, biological process: alanyl-tRNA aminoacylation; regulation of translational fidelity. The transcript is spliced from 2 exons. Gene Ontology annotation, molecular function: Ser-tRNA(Ala) deacylase activity; ATP binding; alanine-tRNA ligase activity.
CCCAAACAGGAGCUUUGGAGAGUACGUAUGACUUGCUUGUUGACAUGAAUACUCCAACAACAGAGCCAGCCCAACUGAUUAAAUAACGAAAUCCAAUUUUCCAUAAUGUCAUUCGAGCAAUCACUGGGAAUUUAUAAAGAUUUGCAAGUGACUCAUUUUCAUAUGAGUAUUUAGUCCGUCGCAUUAACACCCAUGGCCCCACCAUGUCAAGCAAAGGGCGUGGGGGACUCCUUCGAUCAGUGGAGAAUGAAAAUUUAUGCUGUUAAAUUUAUUCCUGCUUAUUGGUAUAGCACAUUUUAUCUCUCUCCCUCCGUACUUCUACCUUGUCCACUAGACCCAAUGGCAUCAACUACCCGGACGUCCCUGGUUUUUCAACAUGAUGCCAAGCUCAAUCAGCUUGAGACAACUGUGAUAUUAGUUAGGCCUUUCGGCGACAUCGAAGAGUUAAAUCGUCAGACUUUCAAAAUUGGCGGAAAUGAGGACUAUGUCGUGGUGACUGAAAAAACAAUAUUUCACCCGCAGGGUGGCGGCCAACCGUGUGAUGUCGGUUCGAUGAUUGGGAGUACAGGCCUCAUUUUUACGGUCACUGCUGUUCGUAUGGAUGCCGUGUAUGAUGGGCAGGUUAUGCAUCUAGGGAACUUCAAAAGUGAAGAUGCUGCAUCAUCCGUCAAGACAUUCAACAGUGGGGAGAAUAUUCAACAAGCUAUCGAUGUUGACAAGCGCCUACUAUACUCCCGACUUCAUACGGCAGGGCAUGUUCUAGGCGCAUCUGUUAGGCAUCUCGUCAAAAAUGAGGUCAAGGACUUUGCAGAGCUAAAAGCAUCACAUUUUCCAGGCGCGGCAGCUUGCGAGUUCCAAGGUCUGAUUGACGGCAAAUGGAAGGAUGCUAUCCAGCAGAAGGUCGAUGACUCUAUCGCCGCUAAACUGCUCGUAAGCGUGGAGUGGUGGGAUGAGAAUGAAUUUCGCAGGAGGGGCCUUGAUUAUAUGAUACCAGACAGUAGUCUGGUGGCCCCGGGCGAAAAGUUUCGCGUGGUCAAUAUUGCCGGCCUAGAUGUCUAUCCCUGUGGUGGGACACAUGUCGAGACGACAGAUCUGUGUGGUCGUACGACGGUGAGAAAGAUAACGCGCAAACAAGGACAAUCCAAAAUCAGUUAUUCUGUUGAUUAA